AACUCCAUGUGACUGUCUUGUUUGUGGAUCUACUUCCUCUCAUGUAAGUCAGCGACCUCUUGGGAUUGGGACACACUGUUUUCAAGACCCUGCCAGUCAGUCCCAAAAUGGAUCAUAAGGAAGUGGUCUUUCUACUUCUUCUGUUUCUGAAAUCAGGUCAUGGAGAUUCCCUGACUGACUACGUAAACACCCAGGGGGCUUCCCUGUUCAGUUUAUCUAAGAAGUACCUAACAGCAGGAAGUGUAGAGGAAUGUGCUGCAAAAUGUGAGGAGGAAGCCGGAUUCCUCUGCAGGGCGUUCCAGUACCACAGUAAAGAGCAACAGUGUGUGCUGAUACCUGAAAACAGCAAGUCUUCCCCGGUCAUCAGGAUGAGAGACGUUGUUUUAUUUGAAAAGAGAAUCUAUCUUGCAGAAUGCAAGACUGGAAAUGGAAAGAACUACAGAGGGACCGCGUCCAGAACGAAAACUGGCAUCAUCUGUCAAAAAUGGAGUGACAGUUUUCCGCACAAACCCAACUAUUCACCUGAUGACUUCCCUUCGGAGGGGCUGGAGGAAAAUUACUGCAGGAACCCAGACAAUGACGAGAAUGGGCCCUGGUGUUACACCACAGACCCAGAACAGAGAUUUGACUUCUGCGACAUUCCGGAAUGUGAAGAUGAAUGUAUGCACUGCAGUGGAGAAAAUUAUGAAGGCAAAAUUUCCACGACUGUGUCUGGACUUGAAUGCCAGUCCUGGGACUCUCAGAGCCCACAUGCUCAUGGCUACUUUCCCUCCAAAUUUCCAAGCAAGAAUUUGAAGAAGAAUUACUGCCGGAACCCUGAUGGGGAGCCCCGUCCAUGGUGUUUCACCACAGAUCCCAACAAACGCUGGGAAUUCUGUGACAUACCACGCUGCACAACGGCUCCACCACCUUCUGGCCCAACAUAUCAGUGUCUGAAAGGAAAAGGUGAAAACUACCGAGGGAAUGUGGCAGUCACUGUGUCUGGGCACACCUGUCAGCGCUGGAAUGAACAGACCCCUCACAAGCACAACAGAACUCCAGAAAACUUUCCCUGCAAAAAUUUGGAUGAAAACUACUGUCGUAACCCUGAUGGAGAGACCUCUCCAUGGUGCUAUACAACAAACAGUGAGGUGAGGUGGGAAUACUGCAAGAUCCCAUCCUGUGAGUCGUCUCCAGUAUCCACGGAACAUGCUGAUGUCCCAGUGCCACCUGAACAAACUCCUGUGGUCCAGGACUGCUACCAGGGCAAUGGACAGAGUUAUCGAGGCACAUCAUCCACCACAAUCACAGGAAAGAAAUGCCAGUCUUGGUCAUCUAUGACACCACACCGGCAUAUGAAGACCCCAGAAAAAUUCCCAAAUGCUGGCCUGACCAUGAACUACUGCAGGAAUCCAGACGAAGACAAGAGCCCUUGGUGUUACACCACUGACCCGAGAGUCAGGUGGGAGUAUUGCAACUUGAAAAAAUGCUCCGAAACAGAAGGGCAAGUCCCGGACUUCCAGCCCGGUGCCCAAGAACCAAGUGUGGAGGACCCUUCUGAAUCAGACUGCAUGUUUGGGAAUGGUAAAGGAUACCGGGGCAAGAAGGCGAGCACGGUGACUGGCACCCCGUGCCAGGAGUGGGCUGCCCAGGAACCCCACCGACACACCAUUUUCACUCCGCGGACAAAUCCACAGGCGGGUCUGGAGAAAAAUUACUGCCGGAACCCGGAUGGUGAUGUCAAUGGUCCCUGGUGCUACACCACAAACCCAAGAAAACUUUUUGACUAUUGUGAUGUCCCUCAGUGUGCAUCCUCUUCAUUUGAUUGUGGAAAGCCCCGGGUGGAGCCGAAGAAAUGUCCUGGAAGGGUUGUAGGUGGGUGUGUGGCCAACCCGCAUUCCUGGCCCUGGCAGAUCAGUCUUAGAACAAGAUUUGGAAAGCACUUCUGUGGAGGCACGUUAAUAUCCCCGGAGUGGGUCUUGACUGCCGCCCACUGCUUGGAGAGGUCCUCAAGGCCCACAACGUACAAGGUCAUCCUGGGCGCACACCAAGAAGAGAUACAGGAUGGGGAUGUUCAGGAACUAGACGUGUCCAGGCUGUUCUUGGAACCCACACGAGCAGAUAUUGCCUUGCUCCGGCUACAGAGCUCUGCCAUCAUCACUGACAAGGUGAUCCCAGCUUGUCUGCCAUCCCCAAACUAUGUGGUCGCUGACCGGACAGAAUGCUACAUCACUGGCUGGGGAGAAACUCAAGGCACCUUUGGUGCUGGUCUCCUGAAGGAAGCCCAGCUGCCUGUGAUUGAGAAUAAAGUGUGCAAUCGCUAUGAGUACCUGAAUGGAAAAGUGAAGUCCACGGAGCUUUGUGCUGGGCAUUUGGCUGGAGGCACUGACAGUUGCCAGGGUGACAGUGGAGGGCCUCUGGUUUGCUUCGAGAAGGACAAGUACGUUUUACAAGGAGUCACUUCUUGGGGUCUUGGUUGUGCACGCCCCAAUAAGCCUGGUGUCUAUGUUCGUGUCUCAAGGUUUGUGAAUUGGAUUGAAGGAAUAAUGAGAAAUAAUUAACUGGAUGAGAGACACAAUGAAGCAUCAACGUAUCUAGAAGCUGGAACAGAGUAGGGAAUUUAGCAUGCUCAGGAAUAAUUGACAAUAAUCAAACUAAGACACUGUACUUAGCUACCAUCUACGGCCAAGCUGCAACAUUUUUUAGUAUUAUUAUGGAUAAACUUUUUGCCCAUGGACUGCUGCAUCCUGUAAUAAGGUACUACAGCUGUGACAGUUCUUGGAAAUAAACUCUACUUCAAUUGUUUUGAUCUUUA
This is a messenger RNA of Manis pentadactyla (Chinese pangolin), 2794 nucleotides long. It is a transcript of the gene PLG, whose product is annotated as plasminogen. The transcript is spliced from 19 exons. Gene Ontology annotation, cellular component: extrinsic component of plasma membrane. Bases 108 to 2540 code for a protein of 810 amino acids. Gene Ontology annotation, molecular function: signaling receptor binding; serine-type endopeptidase activity. The record is from RefSeq and is a predicted model, not a curated record. Gene Ontology annotation, biological process: proteolysis. NCBI's taxonomy places the organism in Eukaryota, Metazoa, Chordata, Mammalia, Pholidota, Manidae.